AUGGCAUGCGACAACUAUGAAGAAAAGUUUGAUGUUUCUAAUGCACCUUCAAAACAGAAAGUGACGGAAACAAAUGGCAGUCAUCCUCUUCCCGACGGAGGUUGGGGAUGGGUCGUUUGUCUGGGUGUGUUUAUGGUGAACUUCCUGACUGUUGGACAACAAAACUGCGCGGGAGUGGUUUAUGAUGCUUUGAUGGAAAAAUAUUCUACAUCAAGAGGAGAGACAGCUUGGGUUGCCUCGCUGGCGUCCAGUAUGAUGUAUCUGUUCGCUGCUGUGGGCACCUCUCUCGCAGAACGUUUCGGAAGCCGAUUGGUUGUCAUCAUUGGAUCUUUUGUGUCUGCCGUAGGCCUCCUGGCCAGUUCCUUCGCAACAACACUUGCACCACUUUAUGCAACCUAUGGAGUUGUCUGGGGUUUGGGGGCAAGUCUCGGCUUAUUCCCCUCGCUGGUAAUGCUAACGAAGUACUUUAAAAGGCGCUUGGCUCUUGUUUCGGGAAUAGCUCUGGCAGGAGCUGCAUCUGGGACUCUGGUAUAUGGCCCAAUAAUUGAGAAGCUGUCUUCCAAAUUUGGCAUCUCGACUACGUUUCGGAUUCUUGCGGGUCUUCAGAGUUUGAUGCUUCUGAGCGCCUUGACGUUUUCCCCUGUCUCCUCGGCAACAAGGAGAAAUCAACAACCACAAAACAGAGAAUUCUACUUGAGUUUUUUCAGGAGCAAAGCAUAUGUUAUGUGGGUUGUGGCGCAAUGCAUCUUUAUGGUGGUGUUUCUUGUGCCUUUCGUCCAUUUGGUUCGCUUCGCAGAAGAUAAAGGAGUCACCAAAUCUAGCGCAUCAUUCCUGACGGGUUACUUAGCAAUCGGAGGUUUGCUGGGAAGUCUGGUGCUCGGUGCGCUAUGUGAUUACCCUCAGUUCAACCGCGUUAAAGUUUGUUCAGCCUCCUUACUAUGCAUAGCUAUUUCUACGUCUGCUGUAACAAUGGCAACGAAAUACGAGUGGAUAGCCGUGUACGCGUUCACGUUUGGUGUGUGCGACGGUUGUUACGAGAUGUUACUGCCCGUUAUAACGCGUGACCUUGUUGGUGUGAAAAACGUUGGGCAUGCCAUAGGUGCUUUAUAUUGUUUAAUGGCAUGA
Pocillopora damicornis (cauliflower coral) is the source of this 1125-nucleotide messenger RNA. Its product is annotated as monocarboxylate transporter 10. The record is from RefSeq and is a predicted model, not a curated record. Gene Ontology annotation, molecular function: transmembrane transporter activity. NCBI's taxonomy places the organism in Eukaryota, Metazoa, Cnidaria, Anthozoa, Scleractinia, Pocilloporidae. Gene Ontology annotation, biological process: transmembrane transport.